CUGUUAUCAACAUCAUGUAAUCACCUUCUGCGCAGAUGUCUUGAGAUCCACCUCUAUCAAUCACUGUAGUCAAGCCUCUGUUCUUUCCUUGCGUACAACAUGGCUACCGAAGUCGCAAAUAAUGGCGACAUCGCCCAUGAUGUCCAUGAUCCUGAGAAGACUGCGGCCGAACUCGCUGAUGGCAUCGAUCAGGUCAAACUCGAUGACAAGGUUUCCUCUGGCGUCGACGAUUCUCCCCCUCCCACCGAAAAGAUCCCUCCUGCAUCCUCAUCAUCACCGCCUCCUCCAGUUCUCCCUAAAUCAUCGGCGGAUGGCUUGGUCAAGACACCUCUUGCCGCCCCUCUAGAGACAUCUAAGCCCGUGCCCAGACCACCGUUGACAUCGGAACAAGAGACCAAGUAUGCGACUCUCCUCGACAAAGUAUCUGCAUGGACAGAGAUACCCGAAACAUCAGCACGGGGGGCUCCAACUAGCCCCUUGACGGAUUCAGAGCGCAUGUUUUUGACGCGAGAUGCACUUCUACGGUACCUCCGUGCAACCACCUGGGAUGUCGCUCAGGCUGAGACGCGACUGAGAAACACACUGAUCUGGCGACGUGAAUAUGGGCUAGAGAAACAUACAAAGGACUAUAUUUCGAUUGAGAACGAGACAGGCAAACAGGUUAUCCUUGGGUGGGACAACCACGGAAGAACCUGUCAAUAUCUACGACCCUCAAAACAAAACACUGAACGCAGUGAUCGGCAAAUUCAGCACCUGGUGUUUAUGCUUGAGCGAGCCAUUGAUCUGAUGCCCCCAGGUCAGGAGACUUUGGCCCUUCUCAUCAAUUUCGCCGAAACCAAAUCGGGCCAGGGAGCGACAAUUGGACAGGGAAGGCAGACAUUGAACAUUCUGCAGAAUCACUAUCCAGAACGACUGGGCCGUGCAUUGGUGACCAACGUCCCUUUCUAUAUUUGGGGCUUCUUCAAGCUCAUUACGCCAUUCAUUGAUCCCUUGACUCGAGAGAAGAUCAAAUUCAACGAGGACAUGGGGAUUCAUGUGCCUCGAGAACAAUUAUUGAAGGAAAGUGGAGGGCACGUCGAAUUCGAGUAUGAGCACACGAUAUAUUGGCCUGCAUUGAAUGAACUGUGCGAAUCAAACAGGGCCGCUGCUUAUGAGCGAUGGGUCAAGGGGGGCAAGAGGAUUGGCGAGUUCGAAGGAUACCUCAAAGGCGGCGAGGGAGAAGUCAGUCUGAGUGAGACUGAGAAGAAUGUGUCAAUUGAGGGUUGAUGCUGAGAUGGGACGAUACCACGUCUGAUAGAUUGUACGCAUGGAUAUGCAGCGUGUAGCAUAAGGAUAUCGAAUACAGGAUUUCUAUUACUGGGACAAA
Molecule: messenger RNA, 1366 nt
Organism: Exophiala mesophila
Lineage: Eukaryota; Fungi; Ascomycota; Eurotiomycetes; Chaetothyriales; Herpotrichiellaceae
Exons: 1
Coding region: 100-1266 (388 amino acids)
Molecular function (GO): phosphatidylinositol transfer activity
Source: RefSeq, a predicted model, not a curated record